This is a messenger RNA of Suricata suricatta (meerkat), 3070 nucleotides long. It is a transcript of the gene VOPP1, whose product is annotated as VOPP1 WW domain binding protein. The transcript has 5 exons. Bases 200 to 718 code for a protein of 172 amino acids. Gene Ontology annotation, cellular component: cytoplasmic vesicle membrane. The record is from RefSeq and is a predicted model, not a curated record. NCBI's taxonomy places the organism in Eukaryota, Metazoa, Chordata, Mammalia, Carnivora, Herpestidae.
GCCGGGGGCGGAGCACAGAGAAAGCUGCUCUGCGCUUUGCCUUCUGGCUCCCGACCUCUGUCCGCCCAGAGCCUCCAACUCCCGCUGCCCGGCAAGGGGCUGAUGCCCCCUAUGCCCUCUCGCAUAACCCACGGAGGACGUGUGGCUGACUCAUUCCUGCGACCCGAAAGCGGGCCACACCCGGAGAGGACACGGAGCCAUGAGCCGCCAGCCCCGAAGGGCGGCGGCGCUGCUGCUCGGGCUACUUGUGGAGUGCACAGAGGCCAAAAAACAUUGCUGGUAUUUUGAGGGACUCUAUCCAACAUAUUAUAUAUGCCGCCCCUAUGAGGACUGCUGUGGCUCCAGGUGCUGCGUGCGGGCCCUCUCCAUACAGAGGCUGUGGUAUUUUUGGUUUCUCUUGAUGAUGGGCGUGCUCUUCUGCUGCGGAGCGGGCUUCUUCAUCCGGAGGCGCAUGUACCCACCACCGCUGAUCGAGGAGCCUGCGUUCAACGUGUCCUACACCAGGCAGCCCCCCAAUACCACCCCAGGAGCCCAGCAGCCAGGGCUGCCAUAUUACACGGACCCCGGAGGACCAGGGCUGAAUCCCGCGGGUAACCCCAUGGCAAUGGCUUUCCAGGUCCAACCCAACUCACCCCAGGGAAGUACGGCCUACCCGCCGCCCCCUUCUUACUGCAAUACACCCCCACCCCCGUAUGAACAGGUGGUGAAGGCCAAGUAGCAGGGGCACCUGCCUGUGCAACCUCACAGGGAACAGGGAGGAGCGCAUUCGCUCCACCUCUCUGUCCCCAUCAAUGUUCGCUUCCGGGAAUUGUCUUCUGAGCCACUAAGGGCAGAUUCCUCUUUGAUACCUUCAAAUCAAGCACAGCCCCCUUUCAAGUGUUCCGUGGAGGACCAAUAUUUGAAUUCACCCUGUGUCUCCUCUGUUACUUCUGUUUCUGAUGUAAUCUGAGCUCCGGCAGAGUGUGGACAAUCCCCGAGGGCUGACACCUUAGAUCCUCGGGGGAGAGACUGAGGAGGAGGAGGCAGGGCUGGUGUGUGCAGGUGAGCACAGGUGGGCACACGGAGGGGCCGGUGCUGGCCUCAACAGCUUCCUCCCGGGCAUGCCACCGGCGGCUUGUGGAAGUGAGGCCCCACAGGCCCACUCUUUGGGCCCCUCGUCCCAUGGGCCUUCCUCAUCAAGAAGCAGUUAGACCUGUGCUGCAGAAGAAGCUUUUCAGCACUUUCCAUCUCCGUUCACUUCUUAAAGAUGAGGGAGGCCGCCCUUCUGCACAGCCACAGCUGGGAGAGUGCUCCUUCUCAAGGGGACGAGGAUCCAGAAUCAGGCUAAGUUGGAUGUCUACACUUCUCUGAAAAUCACUAAGGAAAGUUACUUAAAUUUAUGAGGCAUUGCUCUCUGCCUCAAACUGGGACAUUGCAUUUUAUGAGCUCUUGGUCUGACGUGGCAACAAUAAAAUGUCUCCCCACUUUGUAGUGAGAGUGUGGAAGCUCGUGUAGAGUCCUGUCCUCGAAGUCAGACUCAGAGUGUCUUCUCUGACCAUCAGCCGCCCUCUGGCUUUGUUUCCACCACAGGCCUCUGUGCCCUUCCCAGAGGCAGUCUUACCGUGGGUUGUGAUGGACACUUGCAAAGCAGAGAGGCACAGCUGACUGACAGCAGAAAGUCACAUCAACCUCUGGGAGAGAGCUGGCCCAGCAGGCCCGGGCACUGGUUUGUUUGAUCUCAGCAGGAGCGAGGGUCUGACGGGCUCUGAAGAGGAAAGCUUACUGGAAAAAAAGACCGGGGAUGCAAAAUCCCAGGACUGCAGGAAGAUCUCUUCAAACAGUACCGCCUAGAUUUCACUUACAACUUAAUCAAGAUUAGAAUAGCAGGUGUAGUUGGAAAUUCGAACCCUGGCUAAGAGACAGAUCUCACCCUGGGAUCCAGCAAGUAGUCCUAGUCACCGGGAAGCAGGAGCGGUCUGCUCCUCUCCAGUCUGUGACGCUGACAGUGCAUUUAAACCAGACUGAGACCUGACCGGUUGUGUGUAGGAAGGCAAAGGUGGUAGGUUUCUGUGUGUGUAGUAGUGGGUUCGGGUGGGGGAGGGGGUGGGGCGGGGCCCAAUUUUUGUAAUGAGCUAAUUGGAGCCUCUUGAGAAAUCGUUACUCAUUGAACUUGAGCAUCAGAACAUCUUGCUGGAGUGGAUACUGUUUUCAUUCCCCAAGACCACUUUCCUACUAGGAUUUCUGUAACUGGGUAUGGCGGGAAGGGGGGGACUACCGACGGCUCUGACUUCCUUCUUCUAGAGAUGGAGAAAUCUGCCAGCCUCCCGGGGAAUUCCACAGGAAGUGCUUGGAGCCACACUCACACCCUUAGAAACAGUUUGUAAACCCAGAUGCUGCUGCUGGUGUCUUUCAGCCACCCUCCUGUGACCUCGGAAUUCCUGGACUCCAGUUCCUCCCACACUCAGAGUCCUGGAUUCCAGUGAGACAACAAAGCACAACGUUGCUGUUUACAACCAAGGACAACCACAGGGGUCCAGAAGGUUCCUCUUCCUUCAGGUCAUUUGCAUUUUUAAUUUGAAUUUCUCCCUUCACUUUUUUUUUUUUUUUUAAACAAGAAGCACAGUAAGAGAUGCCCCUGGAAUUGGAUCCGGGUGCAGUUGAAAAGGGACCCAAAUAUCCAUGAUUUAAUUUUAUCUUUUUUGAUAGCAAAUUAUCUCAGAGACUGGAUGACUUAGGUAGUGCUCAACCAUUUUGUAUUCUGUGUUUGCAAAGAUAAAUUUUGUUUUCUCCUUGAACCUGGAUGAGAACCCUGCUACAGUUAGCCCCAGUACUGCGUGUAGAAAUUCCACUCGUGGUGACAUUUCCGGGCCAUUCUCCUUUCCCCUGUGCCGUCAGUGGACUGUGUGCCCCUCCCGGAGUGAGUCCAGCUCCUGGUGUGUUCAUGUCUUAGAGAGUCCGUGGUUAGGAGUGAACCAGGAGCCAAUCUGCACAUGUUCUCUCUGCGACAUUGGGCUUCUUUCUCUUUUUUGUUCUCUUUUGAUAGGGUCUUGUUUCCUAUGUAUGCAAAAAUAAAAAAUAAAUUUGGGCACGU